GAGGGGGAGGAGGAGGAGGAGGAGGUGGUGCACACUGUUGGUUAGUUACCCAGUUGUCAUGACGACCUCACGCCCCUCCAUCUCCGGAGCUGUUCUCGCGUUGCCACGGUGAGGCCGUCCCGUCCCGACCGCGCUCCCCUCGAUGAUCCGGAUCGGGCCGUCAAAGGAGAGCGAGAGAAGCCCGCGGAUGGGCGGAGAGCGGAUCGCACGCGGAGCCGCGGACCGGACGGCAAAGCGCGGCGUGGCGGGAAAGCUGUAGGCCGUUGCCUGGAAACGGCGGCAUGCCAACGCAACAGAUAACGGUGGUUCCCGCCAAGGAGGCGGCCGGCGGCGGCAGGAGCGCAGCCCGCUCCAAAGACAAGACGGAGCGGAAGAAGGCCCCCCGGUCGGGGAGUCGAUCCAGCAACAUUUCCAAGGCCAGCAACUCUACAGCAGGAAUAACAACAGCCUCAAGAACGUCCAUCACCACGUCUUCUCAGGACAUAUGCAGUUUGAGCCAGCUGACCCCUCUAGAAGAGGAUGUUUCUGAAUCGCGAAAAAACAUCAAGCUGGCGCCCGCCUCCGAGAUGCCCGUCCCCGGCGCCGCUCCGGACUCGUCUGCUCAGGCGCAGAAGAAGCAGGUGAAGCGCCGCCACCGGCGCAAGAGGAGCGGCUGUGCCGCCGGCGCCGCCGCCUGCGUGGAGGCCAACGGCAAACAGGAGCAGAGCGACCGCAGCCUCAGCUCGGACCGCGGCGAGCCCGGGGAGAAGAAGGAGUGCUCCGCCAAGAACCGGAGGGAUCAACCGCCUCACGUCCGCUGCGCGGGGGCGCCGCGGUCCGACUCCUCCUCUGACGACGAGGCGUGGCGCCAGGCCCGCAGCUGGAGCAAAGAGAAGGCCCGUAGAGUGCGCCGCCGCAGCGGCAGCAGCCGAGAAAGGGAGGUGGCUGGCGUGGGCAGAGGAGGGGAAGACAAGGUGGAGGUGAUGGAGCUGCAGUCGCUGGGCUCGGACCAGGGGAAGGAGGACCGCCCUCUGGCGGAGGACGGCGCAGGCCUCAAGAAGCGCCACAGCGGCGGGGGAUCCAUCAAGAGGGAGGCCGCCACUCCGCAAAGGGAAAGCCCCCACGACCGCGACAAGGAGAAGAGUCACAAGUCCGGAGAAAGCUCCUCGGUGGCGGAGGACGGCGAGGCGCUCAUCACCAAGAGCUACCAGGAAAGGGGGGCGGGGGGCGGGGACAUGGCCGUUCCCACACCGCAGAAACACUGCGGGGCGAACGGAGGCGCGAUACGGCAGUACUCUGAUGACUCCGAGAUGGAGGCCUGCAGGAUCUGCCACUGUGAGGGGGACGACGAGUGCCCGCUGAUAAUGCCGUGCCGUUGCACUGGGAGCCUGAUUUUCGUCCACCAAACGUGUCUCAACCAGUGGAUCAAAUCCUCGGACACCCGCUGCUGUGAGCUCUGCAAGUUCGACUUCAUCAUGGAGACGAAGCUCAAACCUUUACGCAACUGGGAGAAGCUAAACAUGACGACGGCGGAGAGGAGGAAGAUCUUCUGCUCGGUGUUGUUUCACCUGAUAGCGUUGGUGUGUAUGUCGUGUUCAGUCUACGUUCUGGCCAAGAGAACCGCGGAAGAGAUCCGACUUGGGAAGAGCGACGAGUUUCGGAGAGUUCCUCUACUGAAAUACUAUACGCAUGAGGUUUCCUCAGGUGUGCUCGAGUGGCCCUUCUGGACCAAGCUGGUCGUGGUGGCCAUCAGCCUCACGGGCGGCCUCAUCUUCAUGUACAUCCAGUGCAAAAUCUACCUGCAGCUGUGGCGCCGCCUCAAGGCCUUCAACCGCAUCAUCACCGUGCAGAACUGCCCCGAGAAAGAACUGCACGUCCCUCAGGCCCGGAACAGCAGCCUGACCAACGGCAGGCACGAGACCGUGGAGGUCCCGGCCAGUCCGGCUCCCACCGCGGAGCCGCAGGCGGACUCGGACACGUCGGUGGAGGCCGCCGUGGCGCCGGCGCAAAACCCCGUCUGAGCCUGAUCUCUUCCCCCCCACCCCCAACUCGGAAAGAAUCGUGAAUGAGCGCGGUGUCGCUUGGACUCGUGCGACGGUCUAGUGUUUUUCCUCUCCGCUGUGGUUACUGAUCCUGAGACGCGAGAGAUGAUCCGAUGUCCUUCAUACCUCUCGGGAAAGUAACGGCAGCAGCGAGAGAAGUUUGUAAAGACUGUAGUUAUGUAAUAUAUUACGUUUUAUUCCUAAUAUGCACUUUCUCAAACUGCACUGACGUAAGUUAAACUUGUGUACACCCUCAAGGUGCUUUUCAAGGUCUCAGUAUGCUUCAAACCAGAGAUGCUAACAAAUAACCGUUUAACUGCUAAGAUACAGAAGGUUUUAAUGAGAAACGGCAGCAGUUAAAAUAGAUAUUCAACAUGCUGAAGAGGAGAGGCUUUUCAGUUGAAGGCUGAUUCGACCUCACAGGCCAGACUAAGUAGCGCCGUUACGUUUGCACCACAUUGUCUGAUAGCUGAAGAUAAAAUUGUUUGAUGCACCCAAAUACUUACUAGCAACUACCAAGGAAGGUCUUUGGAGUCCUUCACCUCCCGGACCAGCUCACCAUCAAGGAAUUGAUGGCUGCGUUUUGCCAUCCACUCAGUAGCAGCUGUAGUCAGGAGGAACCUAAAUGCAGACGCAGCUCCGUUGUCAUAGAGACGUGCUUUCACCUGCAAACAGACGUGCGUCUGUUUGCAGGCAUUCAGGGCGUCAUUUGCACACUUGGUCAACCAUUCCUUAAAGUUACCAAACACGGGGAAAGGUUGUUUUGGAAGAUGAUCGGACAAACAAGCUCUUAGUUUGAAUCAUACUGAGCCUGAGCUCCGUUUCAGGUUUUCAGACACCAAAGAGUAAACGUAAGUAGGGAAAGAGUUAUUUAUCUUAAGAGGAAUUCUGAAAAAUGUGGAGAUUAAUUUAUUAUUGUGAGUUUUUAAUAAUACUUCUUUGGAAAUAGCAAAUCUAAAAUAUCCCAAAUAUUUCUGAUGUUAUAACAGUUUGCAGCUUCACACAGUUGUGUUAUAUAACAUUUGCGUGACUUUGUUCAUGGUUGCCAUCCAUUAUUAGCGUUAAAUCCUUCGACAAACCGCACGGUCCGUCUAAAAAAAGGCAACUGUUGUUUACACUUGGUCACUUUUCUAAAGGCCAAAUUUGGGUUCUUUAUCGGUGUGACUGCCACGUCACAGUAAACGCCUGUGUCUUGUAGCCACCAGGACAUUAAAGCACGCAACAUCUUCAAAACCUGAUUUGGUUAUAGGGAGUGUUUCCAUUACAUACAAUUCAUAUUUGUUUGUGCAAUAAAAGAAAUGAAUGUAGAACCCCUUUA
Gasterosteus aculeatus aculeatus (three-spined stickleback) is the source of this 3339-nucleotide messenger RNA. RefSeq names its product membrane-associated ring finger (C3HC4) 1 (gene marchf1). The record is from RefSeq and is a predicted model, not a curated record. NCBI's taxonomy places the organism in Eukaryota, Metazoa, Chordata, Actinopteri, Perciformes, Gasterosteidae. Gene Ontology annotation, molecular function: zinc ion binding.